AUGGAGGAUCCCUUCGGUGGCGAAAAUCAGGCUGGCGCUCCCCCCGCCCAGCCACAGCAGCAGCAGCAGCAGCAGCGCGGGGGUGCGCCGGUGCCGCCACCGCCGCCCGGGGGUGUAGACCGCAACGUCUCUCUGCCGGAUCUGAACGACGACGAGAACAACUUCCGAACGACAUGCGAUGCAUGCACGCUCGGCAAGAUCAAGUGCGACGGCGGGCACCCGUGCAGGCGCUGCCAGCGGCGGGGCUCGGAGUGCGUGUACAGGGAGAAGAAGAGAUGCGGCCCAAAGCGCAGGAAACUGUCCUCCCGCGACGAUUCCGAUGACGACGGCAAUCACGUGGGAAGUGUCGCGGGGCACCUGGGCGAAGGCGGGGCCGGUUUCAGGGUGCUCACCUCCAGGGAGCAGGAGUUUCUCGCCAAGUUUUACAGCAGCGUCAACAAGUUCAUCCCCCUCACCUGCGUCACGGUGAUCCGCGACGCCAUGAACCCUCUGCCGCUGGACGUCGUCCCUGGACUCGCCGCAUCAGAGGCGGAGGAGAACACGUACCACGCCCGCAAGGCCGUCCUGCUGGGCUGCGUGGCUGUCGGGGCGGUGUUCAGUGGCGACCAGGCCUCGGCGGGCGCAUACAUGUCGAGGGCGCAGAUACACCUGAAGGACUGCUUUGACGCGCUCAUACCCGAGGUGGUGAACUGCUACCUGGUGAUGGUGGUGUACCACUUGCAUUUCCUGGACCGAUCUAAGGUCUACCGCUACAUCGGCUUCGCGCAGCAGGCGUGCCGAGAGCUCGCGCAGUCGAACAAGCUUGGGGUGGGAGGGCACGUGCGAGAUAGCCUUCGCGUGCUGAGCACCUUCCUGCACGUGACAUGCAACAAGGAGAUCAGGCCCGAAGAGGUCGACCUGCGAGGGGAGACCAACCCGGAGCCCGGAGGGGGCAGCCUCUCCCGCAUCAUCGCGCUCUUCUCCCACGUGCUCCUCCAGCUUUACCGGAAGACGGACCGUGUGGAGGCCGCAAGAGCGUCCCCGCAGCAGCCCGUGCCGACCAUGGCGACGCUCGGGGCGAUGGCGAACGAGGCGGAACUCUUGCUGAGCAUGAUGGAGGACCCAGGGUCGUUCGCCGUGAUCGUGAUAAAGACGCUCAAGGGGUACUUCUUGCUCAUGAAGGGAAAGGAGCAGGCGGUGCUGGACGCGGUGGCAAUGCCGGUCGCUAAGGCGCUGGAGGCCGACCCUGCCGUCCUUAACUUCCCUCUCUGCUGGACAAUGCGUGGGUAGCACGUUUGGAGCCUUCGCCCAGCGUUUGCGCUACACCAAGGGUUACACGGCUUCAGAAGACCGUGUUGUUGGGGAGAGACGUCACCGAUGUAAGACACAGCGGUACACCGGGCAUUCCACAGCUUGCGAUGGGUUUGCUCUUUAGAAUGGUCGGCGCGGUGUGUAAAUACACCCGGUGUUUGUGAGAGAAAAGGUGCCCGCAGUUUUCUGAUUGGAAAAUUUUUAGUAUCCGUAGGUCAACGCUUUACGUUGUGUCCUAUGUGAUAUUUUUUACACCUGUUGUCCUCAUGUCAAUGUCAAGAUUUUGCCUAGGUUACCUCAUGCGCAUGGGAUUGCCAGCAUUCUGACCGAGCAAGUUAAAUAUCAUGUCUCGAGUUGUUGCAGACAGCAGGGCGCACCUUGGAUCAUCUCGACCGAUGCCCCCACCCCGAUUUGUAUGCACUACUCUGUGCAUGUCUAGCGAAGAAAUCUCGGCGCUGUCUGUUGUGAAAGGACCGCUCCCGCGUCGUGGUGAGACCCCAAUGUCCGAGAAACACGAAAAAGUGGACGGUAUCAGGCACGCAUGACACGCAAGGAAGGGGAGACCGUAGAAUAGAAGGAGGCGUUUUCGCGGUUGAGAUGCGACAAUUGCUGGAACACAUUUUCGUCCAUCUGGCCCGUACGCGCGGUCAAUGCUACAGUUCUACAUACAGGAACACGGCGACCCGAGAGAGUGCCUCGUCAGAGAACCCACCGCGUCAUGAA
This is a messenger RNA of Ectocarpus siliculosus, 2013 nucleotides long. Lineage: Eukaryota; Phaeophyceae; Ectocarpales; Ectocarpaceae. The record is from the annotation of a GenBank genome assembly.